Messenger RNA from Aphidius gifuensis, 653 nucleotides. RefSeq lists its product as uncharacterized. The coding region runs from base 122 to 622 and encodes 166 amino acids. The transcript is spliced from 2 exons. The record is from RefSeq and is a predicted model, not a curated record. Lineage: Eukaryota; Metazoa; Arthropoda; Insecta; Hymenoptera; Braconidae.
AAACGAUGAAAAAUAAUAAUUAAAUCAAGCAGAAAUAAAAUAUUUAAACAAAGUGUAUUUAUAAAAAAUUGAAAUCAUUCAUAAGCAUAAAAUUGAUACGUGAUUUAAUUACGGCCAUUCUAUGUUUCAAAUCAUUGAUCGAAGUUUUUAUAUCAGGCAGAAAGCCAGUGAGUGGAUCCAUAAGAUGUUAUUUUUAUGGAGUCGUGAGCAUGUUGAAAUACCCAAACCAAGUCCUUGGAUACAAUGGUUUGCAGCAACAUUAAUAAUAUGGACUUGUCGUCGUCAAAUAAUUAAAAUUAUUCUUGCAAUAUCACCACUGAGAUUACUAAAAUAUUUUAAUUAUCGAAAAAAUAAUAGUAAAAAUUUAAUUAAAAGAAAAACAAUUAAACAAAUUGUUAAUAAUAGUAAUGAAAAAAUAAGAAAAGAUAAUGAACAAAAAAAAUUAAGUAUGAUACUUCAUCCAAAAGAAAUGAUUAUUGAUGAACGAAUGAAACAAUUGUGUAAUGGUGAUGGUACACAUGUCAUGCCAAAUUGCAAUGGAAUAAUCCAAAUUCACUGCAGAGUUACAAGGAGUGGUCGAGUGUAUGGAAGAUAUCCGAACAAAGUAGUCAUUCAAGCCUGAACAAUAAAUAAUAAAAAACCAAAAAAAAAAA